Molecule: messenger RNA, 2068 nt
Organism: Vanessa atalanta (red admiral)
Lineage: Eukaryota; Metazoa; Arthropoda; Insecta; Lepidoptera; Nymphalidae
Product: synaptic vesicle glycoprotein 2A-like
Exons: 10
Coding region: 30-1541 (503 amino acids)
Biological process (GO): transmembrane transport
Molecular function (GO): transmembrane transporter activity
Source: RefSeq, a predicted model, not a curated record
GUUUCAGUUUGUUUCGGAACGGACGCGCAAUGGACAAAGAACCGCCCACAGCUUUCGAAGAUGCUUUGGAAAGAACUGGUAAUGGCCUGUACAACAAUGUUCUGGUCCUCACGUGUGGGUUGAUUCUUCUUGCGAUCGGCGUGGAUCUGUUUGGAUUCGGAUUGGUGGUGGCAGCGGCCUGUGACCUCAACAUCACCGUCUCACAGAAGGGAAUCUUAACGUCACUGCCUUAUGUUGGUAUUCUGCUAGUAUCAUUUCCGUGGGGCUACAUCUCCGACACCCGGGGCCGUAAAUUUUCACUGAUCGUAUCCGUCCAGGCUGCGUUCGUGUUGUCAUGUCUCGCCAGCAUCUCUACCAACUGGCUAUUCCUCGCCCUGAUGAAGUUUUUCUCCGUUUGUUUCUCAUGCGCAGCUAACUCCGCUACUUACACUUUGGUGGGAGAAUCGUGCAUCAAGCGAGUAAGAAGCAAAUACAUGCUGUUAAUGACUUGUCUGCUUAUCUUAUCACCAGGGAUAGGAGCCAUUUUAACUUACCCAACUCUUUUACUGAACUUCAAGUCUGAAAUACCAUUACUUGGCAUUAAUUUUACACCAUGGCGUCUCCUCAUCAUCGUCCUGGCGAUACCUUCAGGGAUAGGUGGUAUUGCGAUCUGUUUCUUUCACGAAAGUCCUAAGUUUUUGAUAAACUCUGGUCGGAACGAUGAAGCAAUCGAAGUGUUAAAAUCCAUGCAUGCUAUAAACAAUCGGUGUUCCAAGGAAAGUUUACAAAUAACGUCUAUAUAUUUGGAAGAUGCAGUCGCCACGAAACAAACGUCGCUAUUUCGUGCCAUGUACGAGCUGAGUGCCCCACUUUUCCGACCGCCUAUGCUAUGGAGAACAUUACAACUCUUCUUUAUUGUGGCUGUUGUGUAUUUUACUAAUAAUAGUCUCUUAGUCUGGCUGCCUUACGUCAUGAACCUCGUUAGGAUGAACCUGAGUCAGACGAAUACCACCACCGGAGACAUCUGCACAUUGAUCUCUAUGAAACAAGAGUCGAUUACUGCGUCAACUAACACGACAAUAGGGACAAAUAAUGUGACGCCAGACAUUUGCCUCGGGUACAUCGAGAACAAUGUGAUCAUAACGCUAUUCACAGCUCAAUGCAUUUACGCGUUCCUUACCUUCGUGAUCUCGUACCUCAUGAAAUGGAGGCGGACUGUACUACUGUCAAUCUUAUGUAUAUCGACUGUAAGCGGCGCCUUACUCAGCUUGAUGCCUGAACCCAUUUCAAGUGUAUUUCUGUUAAUGGUGUUCACGUGUACCAACCUCGGUAUGGGGAUACUAGCGUCGUACUUUGUGGAUUUAUAUCCUACUUCAUGCAGGGGAAUGGUAGCGUGUCUCAGUAUUAUGGUCGGUCGGACCAGCACGUUCGUUGGUAUCAACGUCGUCGGCAACCUCAUCUUCUACCACUGCCACAUAACAUUUUACAUGUGGUCGCUGCUUGUUUUCAGUAGCGUUGUAGCAUCUUGGUUCCUGCCUCCAGACAAACCUUUGAAGCAUUGAACUUUUAAUAUAUAUAUAAUUAUUGCCAAUUAUAUUGAUCUGUGAUUUAGUGUAUCUAAGAAUUUAGCUGUGUUACUUGCCUAGUUGAUAAUUGUAUUACAUGAUUAAUAUUACGUUAAAUAACAAAGAAUAAAUGUUUAUGUAUAGAGCCGAUAUGGUCCAAGAUUCCGAGAUAGCCCCGUGGUUAGAACGCGUGCAUCUUAAUUGAUGAUUGCGGAUUGAAACCCAGGCAAGCAACACUGAAUUUUUAUGUGUUUAAUUUUAGUUUAUAAUUCAUUUCGUGUUCGGCCACGAAGGACAACAUCGCGAGGAAAUUUUCAUGACUGCAUAUGUGUAAUUUCAAUUAAAGUUUGUUGGAAUUACCUCCAAACCUUCUCGUCAAAGGGAAAGGGGCUUUUAGUCCAGUAGUUUAACAUUUACAGGCAAUUAUACUUAGCACACAGAUAUCGAGCGGGAUGUCGAUUUUGUAUGAAAUUAAAAUUUGUGAAUAUUCAAAGUUCGAAAUAUACAACGUUGAAGUAGCAAUU